AUGGAGAAUGUAGAUGCGCCGUCCUCACCAACCCCGCAGGCGGCAGAAGCCGGUCCCGAUCUGACUUCCGCCGCCAGCUCGGAUGUGUCGAGCUCCGAAGAGCAUCUCCCUCCUAUCCUCGAUUCUCCCCAUCUUGUCGUACGCUUGAUCCAAUGCCAGCACUGUUCCCGCCCUCUGCACACUCCGCUCCGACUCCCGUGCGGCAACUCGAUUUGUCGAUCGUGUCUACCGGCAGUUCGUCCCCGCACGGGCAUUACAUAUCCAGUGGCGGAGGGCAGAGAAGAAGGAUUUACAUGUUAUUGGGCGGGAACUAGGAAUUGUGUUGGCGAGCAUUGUGUUGGCGAUUGCGGUGUGGAUGUCGUAUUGUGCAAUGUGUUGGGGCUCUUCCAAGAGGAAUUAGCAUUUCCCACGCCGGAUGCCGAAACGCCAGGGAAUACAGGUGACAACGGUCGGGUUGUGCGCUGGAAAGUCCAUCAGAAGGAAACAAACUCGUCGGAGGCUCAGAGUGCUCAUCUGAGUCAACGUGGGUGGCUAUGGGGUCUAUAUCUCCUUGCCUGGGAAGGCCGGCUUCCAUCUAACGCGACAGAGGUCAUUUAUGAAUGCUCGCCAGAUAGUGCAGAGGAGCAAAUUCAUCAACAAGAUGACCAAGUUCGCUUCGAGAAGCUCAGGGACAGGCUCCGGGCUGAAGUAGAUUGUCAGGUCUGUUACUCCCUUAUACUGGACCCCCUGACGACUCCCUGCGGCCAUACCUUUUGUCGAAAGUGCGUGGCGCGGGUUCUUGAUCACACCGAUCUAUGUCCCGUCUGCCGACGAAAGGUUGGCAUGCCGGCUGCUGUCCAGGCGGAACCCUUGAAUCGCACCAUCAGUCAGAUCAUCGAUCACUUCUUCGCUGAUCAGGUUGCGGCUCGGCGCGAAGCUGAUGCAGAGGAUGAGGUGGGAGGAGAUCAUGAGAAAGAUCUACCCCUCUUUGUAUGCACUCUGUCAUUCCCGACCAUGCCGACUUUCCUGCACAUCUUCGAGCCGCGAUAUCGGCUGAUGAUUCGCCGUGUCGUGGAGAGCGGGAACGGUAAAUUCGGCAUGGUCAUGUACAACAGACGGGGCCGAGAUCAGGGAAAUGGACUAGGCAGUACGACUUUCAUGCAGUAUGGCACCGUCCUGGUGGUCGAACGCUAUGAAUUGUUGCCGGACGGACGCAGUCUCGUGAUUGCCACGGGCGUCUCACGAUUCAAAGUCCUCGAGGCUGGGGAACUGGACGGCUAUCACGUUGCAAAAACAGAGCGUGUCGAUGACAUUUCUCUCGCAGAGGAAGAGCGACUAGAAGCGAUGGAAACAGCAGCUGCCGCGAUACCGGACCCAACGGACGCAAUUACAUCCGAGCCUGCUUUGGAUACCAUGUCUACUCAAGAACUGCUCGACCUCUCGCGUGACUUCAUUCGAAACCAGCGACAAUCCGGCGCACCGUGGCUUCAUCCACGUGUGAUGCUAGCCUACGGGCCAGUCCCGACGGAUGCGGCCCGAUUCCCGUGGUGGUUUGCCAGUAUCUUGCCCAUCGCCGAAGAGGAAAAAUAUCCCAUUCUUUCGGCCGUGAGUGUCAGAGAGCGGUUGAAGCUUUCCGCACGGUGGGCACGAGAGCUGGAAUCUCGAGAUUGGUAG
Messenger RNA from Penicillium brasilianum, 1653 nucleotides. The record is from the annotation of a GenBank genome assembly. NCBI's taxonomy places the organism in Eukaryota, Fungi, Ascomycota, Eurotiomycetes, Eurotiales, Aspergillaceae.